Messenger RNA from Bipolaris oryzae ATCC 44560, 645 nucleotides. RefSeq lists its product as uncharacterized. Gene Ontology annotation, cellular component: endoplasmic reticulum. The transcript is spliced from 3 exons. Lineage: Eukaryota; Fungi; Ascomycota; Dothideomycetes; Pleosporales; Pleosporaceae. The record is from RefSeq and is a predicted model, not a curated record. Gene Ontology annotation, biological process: sphingoid catabolic process. The coding region runs from base 1 to 645 and encodes 214 amino acids.
AUGGCGAUUUUCGACCUAAAAAAGAACCUAGUCUUCUACGGCGCAUACCACCGCGACCCCACAAACGUCGCCAUCCACAUGCUCUGUGUCCCCAUCCUCCUCGGCACAGGAUUCCUCUUCGGCACCAACACACCCCCCCUCUUCCGCACCCCCACCCUCCUCUCCCGCCUCCACCUUCCCCCCAACCUCGGCACCCUUGCCGCAACCACCUACGCAACCCUGUACCUCGUCCUCUCCCCCAACCUUGCCGGCGCCACCAUAACCCCUCUCGUCCUCUCCCUCGCCUCCGCCUCAAACUACCUCACCUCCCGCUUCUCCAAGACAAAAGUCAACAGCAUCGCCAUCGCCGUGCACGUUGUAAGCUGGAUACUGCAAUUUGUAGGACACGGCAAGUAUGAAGGGAGGAAGCCCGCGUUGCUGGAUAAUCUGGUUCAGGCAUUGUUUUUAGCGCCCCUGUUUGUCUGGUAUGAGACGCUGUUUAAGCUGGGGUUUUAUAAGAAUCUGAAGAGGGAGGUCGAGGAAGGGGUCGAGGCGGAGGUUAGGAGGAUGAGGGAGGAGAAGAAGAAGACGGGGAAGGGGAAGGAGAGGAGGAAGAUUGUGGGGGAUGGUGAGGAGAGGGGUUAUGGGACUGUUGGGGGGGAGUGA